Abrus precatorius (Indian licorice) is the source of this 1143-nucleotide messenger RNA. RefSeq names its product transcription factor MYB41-like. The record is from RefSeq and is a predicted model, not a curated record. The transcript has 3 exons. NCBI's taxonomy places the organism in Eukaryota, Viridiplantae, Streptophyta, Magnoliopsida, Fabales, Fabaceae. Bases 51 to 1085 code for a protein of 344 amino acids.
UCUAUUCUCUGUCUUUGGAACAUAUAUUCGUUGUGCUUUGUCUCUCCAUUAUGGGUAGGUCGCCAUGUUGUGACGAGAGUGGUGUAAAGAAAGGGCCAUGGACUCCAGAAGAAGACGAAAAGCUGAUUCAUCAUAUCAGCAAACACGGCCAUGGCAGUUGGAGAACACUUCCAAAGCGUGCAGGUUUGAAUAGGUGUGGGAAGAGUUGCAGGCUAAGAUGGACAAACUAUUUGAGGCCUGAUAUCAAGAGAGGCAAAUUCACUGAAGAAGAGGAGCGAAUUAUCAUCAAUCUUCAUUCAGUUCUGGGAAACAAGUGGUCGAAGAUUGCAGCCCAUCUACCAGGACGAACUGAUAAUGAAAUCAAGAAUUAUUGGAACACAAGCAUAAGGAAAAGGCUUCUCAAGAUGGGUAUUGAUCCUGAAACUCACAAGCCAAGGACAGAUUUCACUCAUCUCAUGAAUCUUUCACAGUUGCUUGGGAUGUCAAACUUGGGCAAUGCUAUGAAUACUAACUGGGGCAACCCUCUCGGUUUACAAGCUGAUAUCACUCGGUUAGCCAAAAUACAAAUGCUGCAAAACCUGUUGCAAAUUAUGAACAGUAAUUCAUUUGUUAACAUGGGAAACCCUUACCUCCAAGGAAAUCCCAACCUCAACCCAUUUCUCAGUAUGACAAAUCCUCUCAAAACUAAGGAGCCAGUGGCGUUGAGCGGUGAAGAAUAUGCAAAUCCUGGUCUAUAUUCUCAAGCACAAAGUGAAUGCUCUCAGCAGGAUGUUUCAAAAUCAUGGGCAGAUGUAGAUGGUGGAUCUAAUCCACAAGAUCUUGAAUAUCACAACAAAAUUAGCAACAAUGCUUCAUGUGAAAAUCAAGCUGAAAACCCAUUGCCUGCAUUAGUUGCAUCCUCUCCAAGGAUGGGAACCUUCAACCAAAUGGACAGUGGGUGUAACACAGCUCAAACAUCCACUCAGUCACCUUCCAACACAAUCUUUGAUGAUUGGGAUAAGUUCCUUGAUGAUGAAACAAGCGGCUCCUAUUGGAAAGAGAUUCUAGAUCUGACAUCCACUUCUGCGUCACCAAUUUUGUGGUAGAGGAAUCACUGAUUCUCUCUCAGGAUAAUCCCAUCAAAUUGUGGAUCACAUACCAAGA